AUGGGGGGUGGAGAGUUUCCUUAAGGCACCAGAGAGCAGCAGCUUUACAACAUCUUGUCCUCUCGUGUUGGUAGCGGUUCCUGUGUGUUUUGAGGAGUACGCAGAUAUGGUGGUGCUGAGGUUGGCCGUGCUACUCCAGGGGCUGCUUCUCGCAGCACGAUGUGAGGUCAGAGCCAGAGACCCGGAGCUAGAAGAGGAGGAUGAGCUGAAGGACAUGUCAGACGCUGGUGGAUGGGACCACGGAGUACCACUGGUUGGGUUUGGAGCACCUCAUCAUGGUCAAGGACUAAACAGGCAGACUCCUGAUGUGUAUGGGUCUGUCCACCAUCCACUUGGUCAUGGACACCAUGAUCCCACUCCUGAACAUCUUUCUCCAGACCCAUCAGACCCAUCAGAUCCAUCAGCCGGGGGCUCUUUACCUCGCACUGGGAAUUGGUGUGCGUUUGUUCACAAGCAGGCUGUUACUGUGGUAGUAUAUUGUGGAACUGAGAAGUACACCAUAAGGUCCCAGAGUCCUUGUCCUAACCGCACCCCAGACUGCCAGCUAGUCAUGUACAAGCUGUCCACUCGGCCAGUGUACAGACAGAAGGAGAAAAUCCAAACUGCACUGCUGUGGGGAUGCUGCCCUGGGCAUGCUGGGAAAAACUGUGAGGAAACAGGACAUCACAAACCAACUCAGGAGAACGGCGAGCAGAAUGAUUAUCAAAUGUUUGGCGGUCCACCAUAUGAAGCUCAACAACCUGAUGUAGAGAAUCAAACUGCAGCAGAGCCCACAGAUGACUAUGAGCAUGGCCGUCAUGCUAGCCACGACCACUCUGAGAGGAGAGGUGUUCCUCAACCUGAAACUCCUUACCUUCACCACGGGCUCCUACCAAUCUUUAAAGACGCUGUGAUGUCUCACCUGCAACCUAUGUUGGACGGUUUCAAUCUAACCAUGGAACGGCUUUCUCAGGAGGUGCAGGGUUUGCAGCGGGACAUGGCCCAACUCCGACAUGAGCAGGGGCAGGGGAGGGUCACUAAGCCUCUGGAGGUUGGUGGUGAGGAGCACCAUCCACAGGAGGCUGUUGAGGCAGAGUUGAGGGAGAGUUUACAGAAACUGGAGGAAGUGAAAACUCAGUUUCGCAUCCACCGCGAUGAGGUAGAAGCGAGUCUCCACUUGCAGCAAACCAUGCUGCACUACAACCUGACGAAUUUCAAGACAGACAUAGAUGUCAAAAUCAAACGUAACCAAAAGAUGUUACAGGUGAAUCUCCACUCGCUGAACACGUCAAUGUCUGAGGUGCGGCAGGAGCAGGAGAGGCUGGAUGAGGAGCUUCAGAAGAUUGGGCCUGAAAAGAAGACCAAUCCUUCACAGAGUCAGUAUUAUGAGAGCACAGCUGUUUGGGAGGCCAUCACACGUCUGGACAACAAAGUUAUCAACAACACAGUGAGACUUAGUGGCUUGAUUGAAGGCCAUGAACAAGUGACUGCAAACAUUGAGGACCUCCAAAAUGGUUGGAAAGAUCUGGACGAUAAAAUAGUCCAGACUGGCCGCAACAGCCAGGUUCAGUUUAUGGAGACAGUUUUAGAGGUGGAGGCAGCCAAGGUAGCAGUUCUUGACCGCAUUAAUGAGCUGAACGGCAACAUCAGUGUUCUCCAAAGCACUCUGCAGGAGAUGGAGAUUGAAGUCGACAAUCUCUUUACGGAUUAUUACAAGCAUAUAAGUUCGGCAAGAGAGGAUUGUGACUGUAUUGCGCUUGGAGCAUCGGUGACCCAGUUGGAAGAAACUGUAGCUAAUGUGAAAGAGAUAGCGAAUGAAAAUAAGCUGGCCCGUGAGCGUAAGGCUCAGGAGAUGUCAGACAGUCUGUCUUUGAUUCCAACUGUGGAAGAUCUGAAACUAGGGCUACAAAAUGUGCAAAAGUCUCUUGCUUUUGAACAGGAAAAGAGCAGAAUGUUACAGCACAGUGUGAUGCAACUCCAGGCCUCUCUUCUGGGCAACCAGCAGGACAUUGAUAUACUCCAAGAGCAUGACAGGGCCAAGGUCAAGGAGAUCCAGCAACUACAUAGCAUUUUCAACACCUUGCUCCAGGAUGCCAUUCGUCAUUCGAAUGUACUUGAGAUUUUGCUUGGGGAAGAGGUGUUGGAGGUCAUGGCAUGGUCUAAUGAGGAAAAAAUAAGUUUCUCUUUACCAAAAUUGAAGGAAAGCAUCAGAGAUAUGCAAAAACAGAUCAAUGGACACAGUCGCAGUUUGGCCUCAAUGUUGAACUCUGCUUCGCCUCAGGUGAUGGCAGCGGAUGAGCCCUCAGUGCUUUCAGACUGGCCCUCGGUGGGCAUCAAAAGAAGAUUUGACCUUUCCGAGGAGUACUCUGAUAAUGACUUCUGGACUUUAGAGAAAAUGGUGAAAGAACUUGCAGCUGACAUUAAACAGCUUGAGAAACAUCGUUGUUCUUCUUGCUGCAACUGCACUAGAACUCCCCCUGGUGGCGUGAAACUGCAGUCAGAGGUGGAUACUUUGCGUAAGGACCUUGAGACCCACCUUAGAGUUUUUAACAGCAUUUUCAGUAAUACAGAGGGACUUACUGACCCUGAGAUAUCCGUAGAUUUGAAUAAACUGUCAGCUUUGAUGAAGAGAAAGGAAGCAAAACAGCAAAACAGGAAACAAAGGAAGAGAGCAGAUAACAAAGCUGUUCAGACGGGAGAACGAGUGAAUUACCGCUUCAAAAGAGAUGCAUCACUGGAGUCUGCAGUGCUUCGUCAGCUCCCAGACAGUCCAAUUAUGUUCUUGGCCAGCACCACAGAAGGUGCUAACGGACCCGGUACAGUCCUUUUUGAAAGCGUGACCCUAAAUCAUGAACAGUUAUACUCGCCAAAAACGGGCAUAUUUCGUGCUCCUACUUCUGGUGCUUACCUCUUUGUGGUAACACUGGACUUUGGACCGGGCCCAUGUCUGGCUCAAUUAAAGAGAGGUGGAGAGGUAGCGGCCUCCUUACGGCAGAACCAGAGGAAGUUGGGUGCACCUGCAACACGUGUCUGCAUCCUGAGGAUGGAGCAAGGAGAGGAACUCCGUCUAGAGCUGCUACAGGGAACGAUAGAGAGCAACAACCCACAAGAUAACACGUUUGCGGGUCUACUGAUGCUCCAGACCACCUGAGAACAUGCAACUUACUAAAAGUGCAAAAGGACUGCAAGAUGGCAAACAUAUAUAAUUAUUUUAUUUUUUGCACUGCUCAACACUUCAAUUUCUCAUUCAGGAUCUGAGAGACUAAAAUAACAGCUAGCAAUUAUGAAACUUACCUUUGGUUUCAGUGUGACAACUACGAUAUUCCUAAUAAGCGGAAAAAUGGAUGUCAAGGUAUUUUACUUUUUCAGUUCAUACCAAACAAACAAAACAACCCACAGAAAAAAUUUGUCCUAAAAUUAUAUUUGUUAAAGAUUACAUGGACAAAUAUUAUACAGUUCGAGGCUAAUCUUACACAGGGGCUGAAUAAAACAAAAAGCAGUUUCAGAAUUAUACAGGUUAUUUAAUAUAUUACAUAGCGAUGGGCUGGGUGAUACUAUGGGAGAGCACAAUGAAAUAUCUACAGGCUUAUAUACAGUAAUGGGGAACAAAAACACAUCCUUUCAACAUAUUUCAUAACUCAGAUUACAGUGAGGUGAUGCAUUCUCAGUUUUUGGAUGAAGUACAGAAGCCUUAGGGCAUGGAUGCAAAAUUCAGCAUUUGGGAAAAUGUAAGAUUCUUCUGGAAUAGCCAUGAUUCAAACUUUCUUUAAUGCAGUCAAAAGCUAACCUAAUGUUUUAAAAAACCCUUUUAGCCACAGAAAAGCAUUUGGUACAGAUGAUGAACAAUUUCAUAGAUUUAAUUUUCAUACUUCUUUUAUAGUAAGAGCAACAAAUGUAUAUUCAUAUACAGUAAAUCUAGUGUUUCUCUAGCGUACCGUACUGUAUGCUGAAGUUAUCCACAGAUAAAGUUUCCUUUAAUAGAUCUAUUAUUUAUUUUCAGAAUAUUUUAAAUCCUUUUGUAAGCAUGUCAGUAACCUUGACAUAUUGUGUUAAUCAAGAUACCCUUUUGACAUUUCCGGGCAUACUGUUCGACAAAGCACCUUAGUCUGGCACGUAGUAUAUUCACACAUCCUGUCUUUAAGAGUCCAGAUAGUGGGGGAAAGAACGAUUGUGAAUUGUUCAACUACUAUUAAAAAUCGCAUUGGGCUUUUCAAUGGCACUGAGAAGAAUAAAAAGUAAAUAAAACACUGCAUUUUCUAAAGAAUAAAAAACAAAAUGCAUGGGAGUUCUGUAAA
Molecule: messenger RNA, 4274 nt
Organism: Carassius gibelio (silver crucian carp)
Lineage: Eukaryota; Metazoa; Chordata; Actinopteri; Cypriniformes; Cyprinidae
Product: multimerin-2-like
Exons: 7
Coding region: 107-3130 (1007 amino acids)
Molecular function (GO): protein binding
Source: RefSeq, a predicted model, not a curated record